UCCUUCUUCGGGAGCUCUCGGCCUCUUCCGGUUUACACGACAGAGGGAAAAAAAAAAGACACUGAAAACACAAGGAAAAUACAUUUUCUCGGCGAUAACAGGGCAAACUGAACUGAUUGGAGUUUAAUGUUAGAAAGGAUUCGCUCCGACUUGAAAGACUAAAAACCGAAUAGAAGCCACGGCGGCAGGGCGACGCAGCGAAUAGAGCCCCGGAUAUCAGGAGUUUAUUGUUCUUAGCUCGCUCACUCCAGCUGAGCUAUUUCUGUAUUUGCCCUAAGCUACGUAGCCGUAGCCGAGCGGGCUAACCGUCGGCCAGCGCUGGAUGCCAACGCGGUGUUUGUUCCCAACUGAACAAACCGCGCCGUUGAUUGGUACAGUUCGCUGCCGGAUCUCGGUGUUCCUCGGCUAGCUCGGACGGCUGCUCGCCUCAGGCUACGAUGGCAACGUCCGCUCUGUACGCCUGCACCAAGUGCAACCAGCGGUACCCCUUCGAGGAGCUGUCGCAGGGCCAGCAGCUUUGCAAGGAGUGUCGCAUUGCACACCCAAUCGUGAAGUGUACAUACUGCAGAUCUGAGUUUCAGCAGGAGAGUAAAACGAAUACAAUCUGCAAGAAAUGUGCGCAGAACGUCAAACAGUUUGGAACGCCCAAACCCUGCCAGUACUGUAACAUCAUUGCUGCUUUCAUCGGAACAAAAUGCCAGCGCUGUACUAACUCGGAGAAGAAGUAUGGACCCCCGCAGACCUGCGAGCAGUGCAAGCAGCAGUGCGCUUUUGACCGUAAGGAGGAAGGCAGAAGAAAGGUGGAUGGCAAGCUGCUGUGCUGGCUCUGCACACUGUCUUACCGCCGUGUCCUACAGAAGACCAAGGAACAGAGGAAGGGCUUUGGCUCCUCCAACUCCUCAUCCCUGAAUGAGAAAGACCACCACUCCAGAUCACAUCACCAUCAUCAUCACCACCAUCACCACCACCACCCGCACAGACACAGCAGUUCCCACCACAAACUGAGUGGGAGCUUGAGCCCUGAGCAAGAACCAGGAUUGUGGAAGCAGAGCCAUAAAUCGUCUUCAAUCCAGAAGGAGACUCCAAAGAAGAAACCAAAACUGGAGAUGAAGCCAUCCAACGGGGACAGCAGUAGUUCAAUCACCCAGUCCAUGGACUCUGGUGGGACAGACAACUUCAUUCUCAUCAGCCAGCUGAAAGAGGAAGUGAUGUCAUUAAAGAGGCUCCUUCAGCAAAGGGAUCAGACCAUCCUUGAGAAAGACCGUAAGCUCACGGAGCUUAAAGCAGAUUUUCAGUACCAGGAGUCAAAUAUGAGAGUGAAGAUGAACCAAAUGGAGAAGUCACACAAAGAGGCCAUGGAGCAACAGCAAGCCAAGAACCGGGAGCUGAUGAAACAAGUGGCCGCCCUCUCCAAGGGCAAAAAGUUUGACCGAACAGGAAGCUCGCUGCUGCUGCCCUAACGAUAGGCCGGUCGGAGGAUGGCGGCCACGAGCGGCUUCCUACUGUAACA
Cyprinodon tularosa is the source of this 1510-nucleotide messenger RNA. It is a transcript of the gene fam76b, whose product is annotated as family with sequence similarity 76 member B. The transcript has 10 exons. Bases 438 to 1460 code for a protein of 340 amino acids. The record is from RefSeq and is a predicted model, not a curated record. NCBI's taxonomy places the organism in Eukaryota, Metazoa, Chordata, Actinopteri, Cyprinodontiformes, Cyprinodontidae.